Penaeus monodon (black tiger shrimp) is the source of this 1086-nucleotide messenger RNA. RefSeq names its product lactosylceramide 4-alpha-galactosyltransferase-like. The transcript is spliced from 7 exons. The record is from RefSeq and is a predicted model, not a curated record. Bases 1 to 1086 code for a protein of 361 amino acids. NCBI's taxonomy places the organism in Eukaryota, Metazoa, Arthropoda, Malacostraca, Decapoda, Penaeidae. Gene Ontology annotation, molecular function: hexosyltransferase activity. Gene Ontology annotation, biological process: glycosphingolipid biosynthetic process.
AUGAACACAGGAUUUAUAAUGGCAAUUCUAUUUACGUUGUUCAUGUUUCUGAAGACGAAGGAGAAGAUGAUGAGGAGAGAAGAUGAAGCCGAAGGGUCUGUCUCUGACGCCGGGCUGUGGUGGCAGACGCUCCUGUGCGGGGACCGACGGCAGAGCAAGGCACAGAAGACGCUUCCUCUGCCAAUGCUGUUCAGGGAGGCGGCGGCCGCGGCGAGCGACGCCAACGUGUUCCUGACGGAGACGGCGUGCAGGGCGCGGCCGGCGCCCCGCGCCUGGUGCGCCGUCGAGAGCUGGGCCCGCCAGAACCCGGCGUCCCGCGUGUGGUACCUGCUGACGGCGCCGCAGCUGGACGACUCCGACGGCGUGGCGUCGCUCCUCCUGCGGGCGUACGGGAACCUCCGCUUCGCCUCCCUGGACGCCGGCGAGCUGUUCAAGGGCACGGCGCUCGAGGGCGUCUUCGCCUCCGCCGCCUGGUUCCUCCACUCGGCCCACCCCCCCGUGGUGCUGAGCGACCUCCUGCGGGCGGCGCUGGUGUGGCGCUUCGGGGGCUUCUACUGCGACUCGGACACGGUCUGCCUGAAGGACACCAGCGCCCUCAGGGACGUGGCCAGCUACGCUCAGCAGGACGUCGGCAAAAUCGGCAGUUUCUGCUUCCACUUCCGAGAUCAUCAUCGGUUCCUGGAGACGCUCAUGGAGGUCCAGAAGGAGAAUUUCCAGCCGAACACAUGGGAUUCCGUCGGGCCUCUGUCGUUCACCAAGACGUCGCGACGACUCUGCGGCGAGGACGACCUGUCCAGGCUGAGCCCCGCCGGGAGCACGACGCCCGUGAGCUGCGGCGACUUCCGGCUGCUCCCCCCGCGCUUCCUCACGCCCGUCCUCUUCUACGACGUCGGGGAGAUCUUCGCGCCGGGGGCGGGCAGGGACUUCGCCAGGAAAUUCAACGGCACCUACGUCCUGCACACGUACACGAGCCGCAGCAAAGACACCCCCUUCCGCGCGGGGUCCGAGAGUCACUUCGAUGUGGCGGCCAAGAUGUCCUGCCCGAUCACCUACGAGCUCCUCUUAAGGAACGCUACUGCUGUCUAG